GGACGGGGCAUGCCGAGCUGCUCCGCGGCACCGUGCGCUCCAAUAGCCGACCACGCUUUCGAGCUCUUCAAGGAUUGAUCAUCCGCAACCUGCCUCAGCAAUCGGAGUGUUGAGGUGCUCGCGACCGCCGCGCGCGUGCAUGCCAUCCACGAGGCGUAGUAGCCCCUGACGCUGCAGUUCGGUCUUUUCGCAGCCCUGCGCUGCCCCCCCUGUCCGCCUGUCCCUAGACCUGUUUUGCGUCGGCGGGGAAGACAGUUGACAGGAAGGACACGAUCUUCGUGUCCGAUGCCGAUCUUCAUGCGAGCAGCGAGCCACUACGUUGCGCUGCCAGUGUCGGCUAUGGUAUCCAGGCAUUCGUUGUGCACGUUGACGAUGAGCUCGAAGCCGGUCCGGGUGAACGCGAGCAGCACGGUGAGGUCAACGUCGUACAUCCGCACGUCGAUGCUGAGGCCAGCCAGCAGCGGCAUGACAGAUUGCGGCGUCAGGAGAUUGUGCCAGUAGGUGGCGGGGCUGGGGGCAGACCGGCAGGCGAGGCCUAUGGGCGGGCAGUGCUGUGAGUUAGAGCAGUGUGGCAAUGUUGGUGGUAGUGGUGACACCCUUCGGGAGCGGAAGGAGGCUGGAACUUCAGGCAAACUCUUCUGGAAGAAAGGUGUCUAAAACUAUGAACGGGUUACAGAAAGCAUCGCAAUUAGCCACAAGAUCACUUCGGGAGGCAAGUGCGAUUUCGAUCUCGCAGCCACCUUUUUUUUGUUCUGUUGUGUAUCUAGUAGUUGGAGGAGAUAUGCAGUUUGCACUUGCAUUGGACACGAACUCAGGUCCUCACCAGAUAAGAUCUUGUGAGGGUGAUGGGAUUGACAGGUUGGAAAAAUUAAGUAUUGGGGGCAGAAAGCAGGAGAAAGCUUUGAGAAAUAGGUGCUUUGGUGGUAGAGUUGCUGCAACUACACAAUGUAUUCUUACCUCAGAUGCUUGUCCUGAAACUCUUCAUUCUCAAACACAGUCCUCUAGGAAAAAUUAUGCUGAUGCAAACCGUGUAUCUGCUAUCAUUUUGGGCGGAGGCACUGGAUCUCAGCUCUUUCCUCUGACAAGCACAAGAGCUACGCCUGCUGUACCUGUUGGAGGAUGUUACAGGCUUAUUGAUAUCCCUAUGAGUAACUGCUUCAACAGUGGUAUAAAUAAGAUAUUUGUGAUGAGUCAGUUCAAUUCUACUUCGCUUAACCGCCAUAUUCAUCGUACAUACCUUGAAGGCGGGAUCAACUUUGCUGAUGGAUCUGUACAGGUAUUAGCGGCUACACAAAUGCCUGAAGAGCCAGCUGGAUGGUUCCAGGGUACAGCAGACUCUAUCAGAAAAUUUAUCUGGGUACUCGAGGAUUAUUACAGUCACAAAUCCAUUGACAACAUUGUAAUCUUGAGUGGCGAUCAGCUUUAUCGGAUGAAUUACAUGGAACUUGUGCAGAAACAUGUCGAGGACGAUGCUGAUAUCACUAUAUCAUGUGCUCCUGUUGAUGAGAGCCGAGCUUCUAAAAAUGGGCUAGUGAAGAUUGAUCAUACUGGACGUGUACUUCAAUUCUUUGAAAAACCAAAGGGUGCUGAUUUGAAUUCUAUGCUACUGAUGUUGCAGAGAGUUGAGACCAACUUCCUGAGCUAUGCUAUAGAUGAUGCACAGAAAUAUCCAUACCUUGCAUCAAUGGGCAUUUAUGUCUUCAAGAAAGAUGCACUUUUAGACCUUCUCAAGUCAAAAUAUAUUCAAUUACAUGACUUUGGAUCUGAAAUCCUCCCAAGAGCUGUACUAGAUCAUAGUGUGCAGGCAUGCAUUUUUACGGGCUAUUGGGAGGAUGUUGGAACAAUCAAAUCAUUCUUUGAUGCAAACUUGGCCCUCACUGAGCAGCCUUCCAAGUUUGAUUUUUAUGAUCCAAAAACACCUUUCUUCACUGCACCCCGAUGCUUGCCUCCGACGCAAUUGGACAAGUGCAAGAUGAAAGAUGCAUUUAUCUCAGAUGGUUGCUUACUGAGAGAAUGCAACAUCGAGCAUUCUGUGAUUGGAGUCUGCUCACGUGUCAGCUCUGGAUGUGAACUCAAGGACUCCGUGAUGAUGGGAGCGGACACCUAUGAAACUGAAGAAGAAGCUUCAAAGCUACUGUUAGCUGGGAAGGUCCCAGUUGGAAUAGGAAGGAACACAAAGAUAAGGAACUGUAUCAUUGACAUGAAUGCUAGGAUUGGGAAGAACGUGGUGAUCACAAACAGUAAGGGCAUCCAAGAGGCUGAUCACCCGGAAGAAGGGUACUACAUAAGGUCUGGAAUCGUGGUGAUCUUGAAGAAUGCAACCAUCAACGAUGGGUCUGUCAUAUAGAUCGGCUGCGUUUGCGUCUACAAAACAAGAACCUACAAUGGUAUUGCAUCGAUGGAUCGUGUAACCUUGGUAUGGUAAGAGCCGCUUGACAGGAAGUCGAGCGUUCGGGCGCAAGAUGCGUUGUCUGGCAUGCUGUUCCUUGACCAUUUGUGCUGCUAGUAUGUACUGUUAUAAGCUGCCCUAGAAGUUGCAGCAAACCUUUUUAUGAACCUUUGUAUUUCCAUUACCUGCUUUGGAUCAACUAUAUCUGUCAUCCUAUAUAUUACUAAAUUUUUACGUGUUUUUCUAA
Zea mays is the source of this 2636-nucleotide messenger RNA. RefSeq names its product shrunken 2. Gene Ontology annotation, biological process: glycogen biosynthetic process. NCBI's taxonomy places the organism in Eukaryota, Viridiplantae, Streptophyta, Magnoliopsida, Poales, Poaceae. The coding region runs from base 575 to 2347 and encodes 590 amino acids. Gene Ontology annotation, molecular function: glucose-1-phosphate adenylyltransferase activity. The transcript is spliced from 19 exons. The record is from RefSeq and is a predicted model, not a curated record.